Messenger RNA from Scleropages formosus (Asian bonytongue), 2424 nucleotides. Its product is annotated as relaxin receptor 1-like. Gene Ontology annotation, molecular function: G protein-coupled peptide receptor activity; protein binding. The transcript is spliced from 18 exons. The record is from RefSeq and is a predicted model, not a curated record. NCBI's taxonomy places the organism in Eukaryota, Metazoa, Chordata, Actinopteri, Osteoglossiformes, Osteoglossidae. The coding region runs from base 50 to 2197 and encodes 715 amino acids. Gene Ontology annotation, biological process: hormone-mediated signaling pathway; adenylate cyclase-activating G protein-coupled receptor signaling pathway; activation of adenylate cyclase activity. Gene Ontology annotation, cellular component: plasma membrane.
UCGCCUGCAACUGCCUCUAUGUGGGUUUACAGAUCGGUCAGCCAGCAGAAUGCCUUCUCCCUGUGUUUUGGCCUUUCUCACUGUCCUUAUUUCAUUAUCAGACUCUUCCAUGGAGCUGUAUGCCACCACAGAUGUGUGCCCCCUGGGGCAGUUCCCCUGUGGAAACCUGUUGGUUUGUCUGCCUCAGUCACGUCAGUGCAAUGGGGUAAAGGACUGUGAAAAUGGUGCAGAUGAGGAGAACUGUGUUGACAAUACUGGAUGGCCUCAUCUUUUUGAUGCAUUUGCAAAGCCAAACAUUCUGGAGUCAAAUGAAUGCUUGCUGGAUGUAGUUCCUGAAGUUUGUGAUUGUGAAGCCAGGAGAGUGAACUGCAAUGGCAGAAAUCUUCAGUAUAUACCUGUUGUAUCCUCCAAUGUCACUGCAUUUGAGCUAAAUGGCAAUCAGAUAACAUCUCUUCCACCGGACCAGCUCAUCCAAUACAAGAAUCUGGAAAAGUUGCAUUUGCAAAAUAACAGCAUCAGGACAAUAUCCACCCGAGCCUUUUCAGGACUUUACAAACUCAAGAAACUAUUCCUCAGUCAAAACAUGAUUACUACCCUUAAGGCAGCAGUUUUUAGGGAUCUCCAUAAUCUUCAAUGGUUAAUUCUAGAAGACAACCAUAUAUCAUCAAUAAGACAGAAGUCAUUCACAGGACUAAAAACAUUAUUUUUCUUGUCUCUUCUGAAUAAUUCACUUAACAACAUCCCGAAGAAAUCUUUCUGCCAGGAAAUGCCAAGGCUAAACUGGCUAGAAAUGGAAGGCAACAUGAUUUCGGAGUUACAGAGCUCCAGUUUUCAGGAGUGCAGUGCCCUGACAGUCCUAGCUCUUCGAAGAAAUCGAAUACACAUAAUUCAGGAGGGAACAUUCUCCACAAUGCAGAAGCUUAUUGAUCUGGAUUUAUCCAUGAAUAGAAUUCAAGAAUUACCUCCAUCUUUAUUUAAAAAUCUGAAAAACAUGAAGCAAUUAAACAUCUCGUACAAUCCUCUCUCUCACAUCCACAAAGACCAGUUUGACAGCUUAGUAAGUCUGCAGUCACUUGGUAUGGAGGGAAUAGAAAUCUCAAACAUUAGCAUCCGGAUGUUCCAAUCCCUUGUCAACCUUUCUCACAUAUACUUUAAGAAGUUUGAAUACUGUGGCUAUUCCCUCAAUGUGCGGAGCUGUAAGCCCAAUACAGAUGGCAUAUCAUCCUUUGAAAAUCUGCUGGCUAACAUAAUCCUGCGAGUCUUUGUGUGGGUGGUAGCAUUCGCCAUCUGCUUUGGCAAUGUCUUUGUUAUUUGCCUGCGAUCCUGCACUGCAUCAGACAACCACCAUCACACUAUGUCUAUUAAGUCACUGUGCUGUGCAGAUUGCCUGAUGGGAGUUUACCUGUUCUUCAUUGGUGCUUUUGAUAUCAAAUACUGUGGGGAAUACAACAGGAAUGCCCAGCUGUGGAUGGAGAGCCUGCAGUGUCAGCUGAUCGGCUCUCUGGCUAUGCUUUCCACUGAGGUUUCCAUCAUGCUGCUCACUUACAUGACCCUGGAAAAGUAUAUCUGUAUUGUGUUCCCCUUCCACAACUACCGGGCUGGCCGGAAGCAGACCCUCUCCACCCUCAUCGGUAUUUGGAUCCUGGGGUUCAUGAUAGCCAUCAUCCCCUUUUGGGAUAAACAGACAUUUGGGAACUACUAUGGCAGGAAUGGAGUGUGCUUCCCUCUUCAUUCAGAUAUAAUGGAGAAGCCAGGAGCCAGGAGCUAUUCAACUGGAAUAUUCUUGGGCCUGAAUCUAUUUGCUUUUAUUAUCAUUGUAUUUUCAUACAUCAGCAUGUUUUAUUCUGUACGGAGAACUGGAUCCAAAACAGCCCGGCAUACUGUAUUUGAUGAGGAGGUGACAAUAGCAAAGAGAUUCUUCUUCAUUGUGUUCACUGAUGCUUUGUGCUGGAUCCCUAUUUUUCUCCUAAAAAUUCUUUCUUUGCUAAAAGUGGAAAUUACAGGCACUGUAAUCUUGUGGGUUGUGAUCUUCAUCCUCCCCAUAAACAGUGCUCUCAACCCCAUCCUCUACACCAUCACCACCACUUCCUUCCAGGAGAGGCUCAAGCUUUGCUUACAAGUGAAGUGGCAGCAACUGGGGCCGAAGGAGACACCCCACACCAUAUCCAUGACCUACAUACAUAGCAGCACCUUCUGACAGAAGACUAUGAUAUGUGAGCAUGCCAAAGUGAUGUGGAUGGGAAGACAUGGCAAGAAUUUGCAAACAGCUGCUGAUAAAAUCAGGCUUGAUAGUGGCAUACAUACUGAAUUACUUUUCAUAGGAUGGAACAGCUCAAAAAUAUUCAAAACAGUUAUUAACUGCAUUACACAGCUUUCCACCCUGUUGCAAUUUGUGGUUCAAGCCUCUAUGUGCCUGCAGUGCUA